Clonostachys solani is the source of this 411-nucleotide messenger RNA. Lineage: Eukaryota; Fungi; Ascomycota; Sordariomycetes; Hypocreales; Bionectriaceae. The record is from the annotation of a GenBank genome assembly.
AUGAAUCGUAGCUCGGGAGAUAUUGACUACGCAGGAGACUCCAAACAGAAAUUUGAUCUUGUCGAAGAUCUGGUGAUGAGACCUGUGGAGGCCAUGAUACGGAAGCUGGACUGUAUUGAGAUCUGUGUCAUCGCGCUGCCUUCUUCAUGUUACGGGCCUGAGAAGUGUGUUGCUAUCGAGAACGGCUCACUCAUUUUUGAAAGGAGGUCUAUCAACGGACAAGAAAAUAGAAGAGAAGAACUCUGGAGGGAACUAGGUGAAUGCUCGUCUUCUGGCUUCCACGGCUAUUGGAUCCAGCUAGGCCACCGUGACCUUCACAUCCCAGAAAUGGGGUGUGGAAUCGGCAGCCCACCUGUACCUGAUGAUCACCCGCUCAACGUCCUCUAUGGAUGUCCUCAUUCACCUUGGUAG